AUGGGAGGAUGGGGAGAGGCAAAGAAGGGAGGAGGAAAGGGAAGGGGAAAAGGACAGGUAAAAGGAAAGGGAAAAGGAGAAGGAAAGGGAAAGGGCCGUGCCUGGAUGCAAGGCGAUCCUAGCCCCCCACGCGCGGACGAGGAUGAGGGCCAUCUCGGGCCUCUCCAGUUGCCCGGCGACGGGUCAGGAACCCUUACGGCCGAGGACCGCCAAGAGAUAAAGGACGCAACAGGAGUUUCGGCAGCUGUCCGGUACCGCAACAGCUUUGGCAUGAGAAUGCUCACGCUGGCAGGGCCGCCGGACCACCUGUCGGAAGCACGGAGAAUGGCGAUGGCCAAAAUCUCCGCUUCCCAAGUCAAGCAGGCCGAGGCGGACCAGGUGGCAGACCUGGCCCAGCGGUUGGGGGCGGCCGAGCUAAAGCUCAGCGCCCUGCAGCACCAAGUCUCCUACUUGGUUAGCAGCUCUCCGGCGAUGCAGAUGUAUGCAGUCGGCGCAGUUGCCGCGCCUGGCCCGCCUGCACAGCACCACGGCCACCACCACAGCCGCCGCGGCAGCCGCCACAGCAGAAGCAGCAGCAGCAGCCGGCGCGCCGCUCGGCACAGAAAGCGGAGGAGCUCCUCGCGAAGCCGAGGCCGUCUCUCGAGCACAAGCCCUGCAGAUGCUCCUAGCCCUGCAGCAGGUGACCAGAAGGUUGAGCGGUCUGCAGAGGCUCGCCCUGCUGACGACGAAGCGCCGCCAGGCCUGCCACUGAAGGAGGUGAAGCGUGAAGAGCCUGCAGAAGCUCUUGAAGAGACGAAGGCAGAAGAGCCAAAGUCUGCAGACGAGUCUUCUUCUUCCUCGCCAGACACUGCAACACCGAAGCCCGCUGCAGCGAAGACUGCGCCGAGCCGACCGGCUCCGUUCCCAACCGGUUUGGGCCAGGGAGGCUUGAAGCGGGAGAACUCGCCGGAAGCCUCGAAGCCUGCCGAGCCCUCUGAAGGACCGCCGGCUUCACUGCCUGCUGCAGAGAAGAAAACGGAGCAGCAAGAGGAGAACCCAGAGCAGGCAGCUACGCCACCGGCCAAGCGCUGCAAAGAGGAGCUGCCCACAGAAAAGCCCCGCUGCAACUUGGAGAAGGAAUUGCCCCUCAUGAGGCCUUUGCAGAAGCCACGGGCUCGGCUACAUAAGCUGGAGGCCACCGUGUCUUUCGCAGCUGCUGCCCGAUUAGAAGCGCGGCAUGCAGAGGAGGGGCAGGAUGAGUCUCAUCGCACAAAGAGGCGACGGCAAAGGAAAGAUAUGGAAGAGGCCUGCGCUGCAAAUGAAGGCACUCUCCAUGGCCCGGUUCUUCUAUCUUUUGAUAUGCCGCAGCCAGACAAAAGUGGCAAGGGAGCACCUGCCACGGUUUAUGCUGCCAAUCCCCUGGCCCUGCUGUGUCGCUUAACGGCCGAGAGGCCAGAAUUUGGCGAUCUCCUCAAGGGCCUGACGCAGAGCUCCGAGGUGCCAAGUCUGGUUUUCUAUGCAGAUGGGGCCACGCCUGGGAAUGUGCUGCGUGUGGGAGAUGCUUCCAGGGAGCAGAUGUGCGUGUAUUGGUCGAUUCUGCAGCUCCCUGGCUUUGUCAGAUCCCAAGACUGCGGCUGGUGGCAUGUGUUGAGCUGUCCGACCAAACAGCUCGACAAAACUCCUGGCGGCCUGUCAUGGCUUUAUGCCAAGGUUCUGGAGAUGUUCUUUGGAACAACAGAGCUGCCCGUGACGGGAAACUUCCUUGAGGGCGUUCACUGCACAUGCAGCGAAGGCUCUUUCGUGUUCAGAGCACGAAUGGGCCCGCUGUUGGCAGAUGAGAAAGCAAUCAAGGAAGUCUGGUGCCUCAAAGGCGCCUCAGGCAGCAAGCCUUGUUUCCAAUGCCAGAACCUUGUCGGCCAUUGCAGCCCCGAAGAAGUGCCGCCGAAUGGGUGGUUGGUGCAUACCUCUUGUUGCCAGCCGAGCAAAUUCGUGGCACAUACAGAGGCCACGUUCCAGGCCAUGGUUUCCAGAGUGCAAUCUGCCGCGACCGCCGGCGAGCGCAAAAAGCUUGGUCAGGUGUUUGGACUUACGUAUACACCUGCUGGAAUCCUCUGGCAAGCAAGAUGGCUUGGUCGCAUCAACCCCAUUGCUCACACCUGCUGGGACUGGAUGCACAUCUUGGUUGCAAGCGGCGGGGUUGGGCAAUACCACUUGAAUGGCUAUUGCUGCGCACUGGUGGCAGAAGGCAUACCGCUCAAGACUUUAGAUGACUUUGCACGUGCAUGGGUAUGGCCGAGAUCCCAACACCGCUUGCCGCCGAACUUCUUCUCACAACGAGUGAACUCCGCCACACAUUGGCAGGAGAUAGAAUCUCAUAUGAGGGCCUUCGCUGGAGAAAUGCUGACAUCUGUGCGUUGCGUGCAUGGUUUCCAGGUGGAGGUUUUGGCCUCGACGGGGAUCCUUCCGCAGCACCAACGCUGUUUGGAAGUGCUGGCUCGGAUUUUGGAGAUACUCCGGCUUGGAGAUCGGGCAAAGCUGCAUCUUUCGGAGCUGACGCUCUGCAUUGCUGAGCACGCUGAGAUCUGCCGCGAGAUAUAUCCAUAUGCUGCCAAGCCAAAGUUCCACUAUCUUUUUCAUGUUCCGGAUUGCAUCCGGAGAUUCGGCAACCUGAACUGCUUCGCAACGGAGAGGAAACACAAGAAGGUCAAGGCCCUUGCUGCGCGAUAUGCUGUGGAGGCUCAUGCUGCGCACGACAAUCUCUGCCUUCGAACUUUGGCAGAGGAUUUGCGGAGCAUGGAGCAAGCGGCCCUCGAUCCUGUGUCGCUAGCAGGGCCGGUGAUGGAGGCCCCUGCGCAAGAUCUGGCCUAUGUCGCGCCGUUCGUCCCAGAUGCAGUGGCUUUGCGGUCCUCUACAGAGAUGCCUGGCAGAAUCUAG
Messenger RNA from Symbiodinium sp. CCMP2592, 2913 nucleotides. The record is from the annotation of a GenBank genome assembly. Lineage: Eukaryota; Dinophyceae; Suessiales; Symbiodiniaceae.